Molecule: messenger RNA, 1027 nt
Organism: Truncatella angustata
Lineage: Eukaryota; Fungi; Ascomycota; Sordariomycetes; Amphisphaeriales; Sporocadaceae
Exons: 1
Coding region: 168-770 (200 amino acids)
Source: RefSeq, a predicted model, not a curated record
CUAACUUUAGCUGAAGUAGAUGUAGAAGCUCAGGGUCGUCGAGCCGCCGGCGUUUUGGUGACAAUUGCUUGCUAGACACUAGUAAGUUAGUACCUUUUCUGGCCACAUGGUAGAGCACUAAAUUAAGCGCUGUCGUGCUACGCAAAACCGUUUUCAGUAAACUUGGGAUGAGGAGUCCGGAUGUCAUGUUUAAAAGGCUGUGGUUGACAGCUCUAACGCUAUUGAUGGUAGUUUCCACCAUGAUAAUUCAGAUUCGGGACACUGAGUGUCCUGCAAAUAGCCAGUUCUAUGUCUGUUCUCUCAAUAAUUUCAAUGGUUGUUGCUCAACAGACCCUUGCAGUUCCGUGGAAGGUUGCCCAGAAAGUUCCCGAUCUUCAAGCACUAGCCUAGCUCUCCCAAGCACCACGACUCUAUCGGCCAUUAGCACUUGGAUCGAGCCCAUUUCCACUAAAACUGCCACUACGGCGCCCGCAACCUCAAUGCCGCACAGCGCAACAGCGACAACUCCGGCAGCUUCAGACACAUCUCCUGAACCUCCGGCAACUUCUCUCCUUAGUUUGAUUAUAGCUGUUGGAGCACUAGCAAUCCUUGUUUUAGCCUUGCUUGGAUGGAUUUUCCGCAAGAGACUUAUACAACUGAUACACUUCCGGCAGCGGACGAAGACGGCGAAGACCCAGGGUCCAUUUUCGAUUGGAGUUUUUGAAAUGGAAGGGGCAGUGAUUCGACAACCUAAAGUGGGGGUCACUGUAUUAAAGGAGGAACUCCCUUGAAGGAUGCUGGGGAAGCUGCUCUGAUUCGGAGUCCAGACACAGAUGAACGCUGCGAUAACGCGGUUUUCACUCUCGUGCGCCGGUGAGAGAAAUCAUUAGGAAUUGCAGGCUGUGCUUACGUUUCAUGCAUCCACCUAUGUCAAAACAUCGUAAUCACCAACCGAAGUGUCAGGAAGAGGUGGACUCACGGCCUGAGUUAGGUUUUCUUGCUGUAUAAAUAGACCUGAGCAGAAAUUCCGAAUCUAGAUGAUCUGAGG